Molecule: messenger RNA, 1014 nt
Organism: Funneliformis geosporum
Lineage: Eukaryota; Fungi; Glomeromycota; Glomeromycetes; Glomerales; Glomeraceae
Source: the annotation of a GenBank genome assembly
CUUUAAUAAUGGAGCCACUAUUCGUAGAGUUAAACGUUGAAAUAUUUAAAUAUAUAUCAACACCCAUCAACAUUUUAGUUACAAAUCGUAAAUGGUACAAUAUUUCUCAAGACCCCCAUGCCCGAGCCGAAUGGUUGAUUUUUAAAUAUGGCAGAGCGCAUGCUUUAUUUCACGCCAUAAGGCUCGGCAAUGGCUUCAUAACAAUCGAAGUGAUACAGGCUUUACUUUCGAAAAAUGCGAUACUUUCUCGAUAUCUUGUCCAACGUUUAUUAAUGCAUUUUGGUAAUUAUGAUGAGAAUCUUAUUAAACUUAAAGUUGAACAUAAUGUAAGUCAAGUUGACUUUAAUAGACUUCGUGCUCUUAAAAAAAAUUUAUCUUCACCUUGGGGAAAUAAUAUACCUUUAUCAAGUUUUGUUAAAUUAAUCACUGAAGGAUACAUUAUUGUUGCUCGUUUAAAGCAUCUUAUUGAUCUGGGAUUUCAAUUAACCGAUAGCGUUAUAGAAGAGGCAUUUCAUUUAUUUGAACAUAAAUUAAAUGAGAUUGGUGAUCUCUUAAUGAAUUCAUUUCAAGUAAUCCGUAAAGAGUCAGAAUCGGAUCUUGCAUCAUCUUGUCUUAUUCAUGCAAUUAAACCAGAAAGAAAUCUUAAGAAAACUGUUUUGUUAGAAUUUUUAAUUAGCAAAAUCGACCAACCUAGCGAAGCACUAAAAAAUGCAUUAGAUCAUUAUAAUGUCGGAUUCAAGUUUAAUGAUAAGACAAUUAGAACAACUAAGGAAAUCAGAUCAUUAAGUGUCCAAUCAAAUUUCUAUUAUUGGAUACUUAAAAAUUGUGAUCCAAAUUCUGAGAUUACACGGAAAUGUUUUGAUGACAUUUUUGAAUCACGAAUUUGGAUAGACCUAAAAGUGCAGGAAACUCCCGAAAGGAAUGCUCCGAAACAUCUUACUUCUAGUUCUUUUAAUUCUAUUUGUUUUAUUUAUCUUGAAUUUUGUAAUGGAAAAGUUCCAUUCAAUCAAAAUU